This is a messenger RNA of Cervus elaphus (red deer), 1209 nucleotides long. It is a transcript of the gene LY6G6F, whose product is annotated as lymphocyte antigen 6 family member G6F. The coding region runs from base 26 to 943 and encodes 305 amino acids. The transcript has 6 exons. NCBI's taxonomy places the organism in Eukaryota, Metazoa, Chordata, Mammalia, Artiodactyla, Cervidae. The record is from RefSeq and is a predicted model, not a curated record.
CAAGAGAACUUGGUAAGCUCUCUCCAUGGCUGUCUUAUUCCUCCUCCUUCUGUUCCUCUGUGGGCUUCCCCAGGCUGAAGCAGACAGCAUCCAGGCCAUCUAUGUGGUCUUGGGGGAGGCACUGGAGCUGCCAUGUCCCUCACCACCCGCCCUGCAUGGAGACGAAUUCCUGUCCUGGUUUUGCAGCCCAGCAGCAGGCUCCUCCACUGCUUUAGUGGCCCACGUCCAAGUGGCCAGGCCCUCCCCAGGCCCUGGGAAGCCCAGAAGGGAAUCCAGGCUCAAACUGCUGGGAAACUACUCUUUGUGGCUGGAGGGGUCCAAGGCAGGAGACGCCGGGCGGUACUGGUGCGCCGUGCUGGGUCAGCGCUACAGGUACCAGAACUGGAGGGUGUAUGACGUCUCCGUGCUCAGAGGAUCCCAGUUCUCUGCGAGGGCUGCAGAUGGAUCUUCCUGCUCUGUCCUCCUGUGCUCUGUGAUCCCUGCCAGGAGUCUGGAGUCUGUGACCUGGCAGGAGGGGAACGGUCCUGCGAAGAGGGAUGUGCAGUCUUUCUGGGGUGAUGGGGCUACCCUGCUCUUGGUGUGUCCUGGAGAGGGGCUUCCUGAGCCCAGGGCACGUAAACCAGGAAUCAUCCGCUGCCUCGCGCCUCAGAACAAAGGGAUCAGCUUUAGCCUGGCAGCCUCCACGGAUGCCUCCCCUGCCCUCUGUGUCCCUUCUGCAGACUGGGAUGUGGCCUGGAUCCUGACGCUGUUGCUCACAGUGGGCCAGGGGUUCACAAUCGUGGUCCUCGGCGUCAUGCUCUGGAGGCAGAGGGCCCAGGGGGCUCAACACAGAAAUGCCUCGUUUCCUCAGUUCAAACCCGAGAUCCAGGUCUAUGAGAACAUCCAUUUGGCCCAUCUCAGCCCACCUGCCCUAAAACCAGGUGACCUCGAGGACAUCUGCUAGGAAGUGUGACCUGCUGACUCCCUGGCCAUCUGGCACCCGAAGGAUUCCUGAAAACCUUGGCAAGGGGGCAGGGGCUGGGAGUGCUAGUUCACUGUCCAGUUGGUCUCCAGCCAAGCUCUGUGUGUCUGUGUGUGUGUGUGUUAAGGGGCUGGGGGCUGAAGGAAAGAAGAAGCAUUAUUCCAUGAUGUCACCUAUGAAAGGGUGUGGUUUCCUGUCUCACAGUAGCCAGUGGAGGGGUGGCCCUGAGGCUGCAGUACCAUAGAGUU